Messenger RNA from Symbiodinium pilosum, 825 nucleotides. Lineage: Eukaryota; Dinophyceae; Suessiales; Symbiodiniaceae. The record is from the annotation of a GenBank genome assembly.
AUGACAGGUUCUAGCAACCUUCGAAGUUUUGGCACGCACGAGUUCGCGCCACGGCCCCGCCUGCAGUCAGACUCAACCAUGGCAACAUCCCGCAUCGGAUCAAAGGAGGCCAUCUCGCGCCGACUGUCGCAGGCGAGCUCAGUUCAGGAGUGCCCUCUCCUUGAGGAGCAGCCCACAGAAGACCCUCGCCGCUUCCUGUGGCGAUUUGGUUAUUUUCGGGGAACAGAACAGCCAGAACUCUUGGUGGACGUCACCGGCCACACCGACCAGCCGAACAGCUCCUGGCUGCCGGGUCAAGAGAAGGAAGAGUAUUCGCUGUCUUGCAAGUUGAAAUGGGACUCACCAACAGAUUCUAGGGUGUUGGAGUGGAAGACCAAGAUGAAGUUGACGGGCAUGCGCAGCCGCCUGCACGACAACGUCAAGAAGGAAAUGGGCGCCGAAUAUGGCGAGCACUUCCAGGAUACCCGCUUCGCCCACCAUGGCGGCGUCCCAGGCACAACCACAAGGCUUCGAAAAUGGUUCCAGACUUUGAGCGGCUUGGCCAACCAAGGACACCUCAAGACAGAGCUCCUAGCUUUGUUGUUACAGGAGCUGGAGAUUCCCAUCCCAGAAAAAAGUGAUGAGGAGCUCCAUGAGCUGCAGAACAUGCUUGCAGCUCCCACCAGCGUGCAGGAGAGACAGCAGAGCCAGUCCAGCAGCCCGAGCCCUGUACGCCGAGCCCGUGACCAUGACGUGCCGAAGGAGCCUGAGGUGCCUUUUGAGCCCUACGCAACAGCGCGUGGACCGCUCGUGGCGCCAUCGCAGCACUUAGUGGUGACACUCUGA